GAGUUUGCUGCCGCUCUGUUGACACAGCGGCUCCGGUGAAGAGUGAAGUCGGAGUGAUGGCGCUGGACUGACCGUCAUCGUCCUGCUCCUGUAGUUACUCGUCAGUUUGCAGAUGAGCCCUGUGAGGAGUGAGCAGCAGCUCAGCCAUGUUGAUCCGUCUCAUAUCUGCGCUCGUUUUAUUCAAAGCGUCCGCAGAGCUGGCUGCAGAGAGCACAGGACGCUCCCUGCAUGACAAUGACUGGAACUUUUCAAACCGGGCUCACAUGGGACAAGAGCCCUUUCACAUCCAACUACCAGAGCUGGACCCACUGCCAGGUUCUGCAUUUAACCUGAGAGUCCAGGUCAGUGAUGUGCUGAGUCGUCAGUCGCUAAGCCAGGCAGUGGUGGAGGUUUACGUCAACUACACCAUUGCCAGCACUGCACUCACCGGGGAGGAUGGCAGCGCUUUGCUUCACGUUCCUUACCACACUGGUGUGCCUGUCACAGUUGUGGCCAGCAAGGAUGGCUACAUUUGCACACUGCUGCCUUGUAAAACCAGCAGGAUGCCAAUAUUUUCAUCAGUGACCAUGUCACUACUUGGUCUCAAUCAAGGGAACAUCUGGCUCUUUGAGGAUUCUGUCCUGAUCACUGGAAAAACAUCUGAUGCUUUGUCGCAGCCCGUAGUCCAGUUUCCACAGAGCCUCCUGAAUCUAACGGAUGACAUUAAUGUCACCUCGGUCAGAGCCUACCUGACCAUUCCCAAGCUGUCGUCAGAGGGCGAUGGCUUUCUCAACACUGUGGGCAUUGUGAGCAGUAAGUCAGGGUUCGUCAGUGUGGAGCUGAGCCCGAUGGCGGCUGUAAGUGUGCAGCUUUUCUCGGGAGACAUGGAGCUACAUGUGAGCGGGCCCAUACAGCUCAGCCUCAGCGUUCCUGACAGCUGUGGACUUCAGAUGUCCAGCGUCGUCCCAGCGUGGUUCUUUAACCGGACCACUGGAGGGUGGAUGAGAAAAGGACUCGGGAAGGUGGUGUCAGUCAAUGGAAAACUUUUGUGGACAUUCACAGCUCCUCACCUCGGCUACUGGAUCGCAGCACCUUUGUCUUCUAACAGAGAUUUUUUUGGCCUUGCUCUUCCCAUUGACUUCAUCUUACAGCAUUCAUCCGUCCUGAUGGUCGUCCUCGGAGGAGUGCUAGUUAUCGUCAUCAGUCUUCUGGUUGGAUUGUUGUGCCAUCGCAGCAGAAGUUCCCUCAGUGGAUCUGAGAUAAAGAUGAUCCUGCCAGUGACGAGAAAAGACCAAACCACCUCCACCUGUGAUGAUGACGUCUUUGAGUUACACGAUGUGCUUAACCAGCCUCUCACAGAAAAUCCACACGACACCUCUGUCAACUCAAUCCACAAUCACAGUGUAAUAGCCAAUCCCAACGCUGUGGCCAUGGACCUCAACACUGAACCAAAUGAUUGUUUAUUCAAAACUACAGAGCAGAUGAGACUUCCAGUAUCUCUGGCUGAGAAUUUGUUUUUCUACAACCAGCCUGUUGCUAUCCUUCACGCCCCAGCAUUCUUCCAUGUGGAGGAGCAGGAGGAACUCAACCAGCGGGGCAGGUCGGCUACUCUGCCCCGUGCAGGGGCUUCAAACGGAGCUGCCGCUGAGCCUCUGAGUAAAGACAGCUUCACCCAGACACAGACAAAAGGUCAGACUGUGACCCAGAACCAGGAGGGAGAGACAGAGGACCAGCUGGGAGUUCUAGAGGACCCCCCCGCCAACACAACCAGGGGUCACUUCAGCCUCCCAGAGUCAGCGUCUGUCCCUGGAACAUUAAAUAAAAUCAGGGACAACAGACACUCGCUACAUGCCUUCGGAGAGUUUUCUAGAAUCCCUCAACCUCAGCAUCCCCGGGCCUGGUUUGUGUCACUGGAGGGCAAACCUGCAGCUGAGAUCCGUUACGCUGUGUCGGAGCAGCAGAGGAGACAAAGGCCGGUGGAGAGUCGGGACACCAGUUUAGACUCGGGGGUGGACAUGAGCGAACUGAACCAGUCGUCUGGGAGGAGGACUGUGACACUGGAGCGCAACGCUACUUUUGUCAAAAGCACAUCUGGCAGUAAACACACAGCUCCGCAGUAAAAACCCUUCAAUACAGAACUGUAAGAUUCAGCAGAAUCACCUCUGUCUAUGACAAAUCCCUUAUUGACCUUAUUGGUUUAAUAUUAACAUAUUAACAUUUGUAAUGUUCUUAGAAGAGCAGCAGCUGUGAACAACCUGUCUCACCUCUUCUCUCCUGUUUCAAUGCUCUAGUUUGAACUAAACUCAUCCAAAUAGUUUACAAGUGUCAGAUUAUAAUAUAACACAGUGAUAAGUUUUCCCAGCCAACGUUGCUGACGUAUCUGUCCACCCCCAACGAACCUGGGACUGAUGACCUGAGGUGAAACGCUGCAACAAUCAUAAACUUAAAAUGCUUUUGUCAGUUUAACAAUGUCAUUUAAUUCAAACAUGUGUUCCUAUAGGAGAAUCUUGCAUGGUUUGAUGUAUUUUUCCAUGAAGUGAAUCAUUUA
Molecule: messenger RNA, 2527 nt
Organism: Paralichthys olivaceus (Japanese flounder)
Lineage: Eukaryota; Metazoa; Chordata; Actinopteri; Pleuronectiformes; Paralichthyidae
Product: protein FAM171B-like
Source: RefSeq, a predicted model, not a curated record